This is a messenger RNA of Parnassius mnemosyne (clouded apollo), 1224 nucleotides long. Lineage: Eukaryota; Metazoa; Arthropoda; Insecta; Lepidoptera; Papilionidae. The record is from the annotation of a GenBank genome assembly.
AUGGGCAAACUCUUUGAAAGAGUAAUUCAAAGUCGAAUGAGGCGCCAUCUGUUUCCCACAGACGGUGACCCUCUUAUCAUUCCCCACCAAUUCGGUUUCCGAGCGAAACACUCCUGCCCCCAACAAGUUCACCGCAUUGUGGAAUAUGUCCUCAGCGGUCUUUAUCCACGUCGAGAAAAGACAAUCGCUGUCUUUUUCGACAUUGCCAAAGCCUUCGACCGAGUCUGGCACGAAGGCCUCAUAUUUAAAUUAUAUAAAAUAGGACUCUCCGAUCGUCUAGUACGUCUCGUGGCCUCUUAUUUACAACAUCGUACCUUUCGUUUUAGAUACGAAGGCACGUUAUCCCCUCCGCGCCCCAUUAAAGCUGGUGUUCCUCAGGGAUCGGUACUAGCUCCCCUCCUGUACAUCUUGUACACCAACGACGUUCCAAUCCCGUCGAACGGUGUACAACUAUCACUCUUCGCAGAUGACACUGCACUCUACUUUAAAAGUAGAUUAUCAUCUCACGCUAGAAACAAACUCCAAAAGUCAGUCGAUGACCUAGGAGAUUGGUUCCAAAAAUGGCGCAUCGAUGUGAACCCGGAGAAGAGCUCCGCGGUUCAAUUCGACUUUAAACGACGCCGUCAUAAAAUCAAUAAAAAUAUUCCUCAGAUACGCAUGUUAAGGACUCCUGUCCCGUGGCAUACGUCAACUAAAUAUCUAGGUGUCACCCUUGACUAUAGGCUCACUUUCGAGCCUCAUGUCAAAAGAGUAACACAAUUAGCUCGCUUUUACCUAGGUAGGUUAAAUAGCAUGUUAGGCCGACAUAGUAAAAUGUCUUUAAGAAAUAAGCGAACACUUUAUAAGGUUUGUAUACGUCCCGUAAUGACUUACGCGGCCCCGGUAUUUGCACAAGCCGAUAAUAAAAUAAUUAACGAACUACAAGUAGUUCAAAACUUAUUCUGUCGUCGAGCUACGAACGCACCUUGGUACGUCCGUAAUGCCGAUCUUCACCGGGAUUUAGAAAUCCCAACAAUUCAACAAUACACUAAAACUCUCUCUGAAAACUUUUUUAAAGUUUCAGAGUCGCACAACAACUCAUUAAUUCGUGAGGCAGUAACUUAUACCGCCCCACUCCCCUCUUGCCAUAGCAUCCGCAGGCCGAGAAAUACUCUCUCGGACCAGCCAAAUAAACUCUCAAGUGACCUGAACUGCCUUUUGGCGGCUCAGGCCAAUUCUAAUUAA